AUGUACGGUAUGCUGUUGGAGAGUGUGCAGCACUUUGUGCAGUUAGAGUACGGUGACGAUGUGUGGCUUCAGCUGUUGGAAAGAGCCGAUUGUAAGCAUAUGGUCUUCAACACGCGGCAGACGUAUCCUGACGAGCUUAUGACCAAUUUGGCAGCUGCGUUGGCUGAUGUCAAUGGUGAAUCUGUAGAGAGUGUAAUGCAAUUCUUUGGAAAAUGCUUCGUUAGAUUUUUUAGUAACUUAGGGUAUGCUUGUAUGAUAAAAGCGACUGGUCGUUAUUUUUGUGACUUUCUACAAAGCGUCGACAAUAUUCAUAUGCAGAUGAGAUUCACAUAUCCAAAAAUGAAAAGUCCUUCAAUGUACAUUACCCACGUCGACUCACAGGGUGUAGUAUUAGUAUAUCGAAGCACUAGGAAAGGUUUCACACACUAUCUUAUGGGUCAGCUAUUUCAAAUAGCAAAAGAGCUUUACGAAACAAAUUUGGAUAUAAGAGUAUUGGGAAGUUCAAAUAAUAUCCCAGGGUCAAGAAGUGUAAUGGUUAAAUUUAGAAUUGAUUUUGAUAAUCGUGAAUACAUCGCGAAGAACAACAGAAUGAAAAUCCCUCUAGGUCGUGAACUACAACCAGUAUCGAUUUCAUUCCUUUUACGUCUUUUCCCUUUCGGUGUGCUGAUGAACAAAGACAUGCAAAUAUUGGGUGCUGGUGACAAAUUACUGCAAGCAUGGGGUGGCAGUUCGUCUUUCUUGAAUAAACAUAUCAUGGAAGUAUUUAAACUACGUAGGCCUAAAGGAGUAUUCUUCACCUGGGGAAAUGUGAUGUAUCUGCAUUCAGUGAUGUUCGAGCUGGAGUUGAUUAGAUUAAACGAUAACAAUGAUUCGUCGAAUUCGGACAGUACUGGGAGUAUAAGCUCAGGAUUGGACAGACGAGGCAGUCAAGGAGCUAGAAGCAUUCUAUUGAAAGGUCAAAUGAGAUACAUCGAGGACAUCAAUGCGAUCAUUUUCUUAUGUAGUCCUUUAAUUAACAGUUUAGACGAACUGCUUAACAUGGGUUUAUACUUGAACGACCUAAAUCCUCACGGGUUGAGUCGUGAGUUAGUGCUUGCCGGAUGGCAGCAUUGCGGGAGAUUAGAGAUGAUGUUUGAGAGAGCGGAACAGAGAUCGACCGAACUGGAGAACAGCUACGCAUUGCUAGAUCGCUGGAAGAACAAGAGCGACGAGCUUUUAUACUCUAUGAUACCUCAAACAGUCGCAGAUCGACUACGCGCUGGAGCGAGUCCUUUGAGUACUUGUGAGUCAUUCGAAUCUAUAUCUGUAUUAUUCUGCGAGCUCUGCGACUUCGCCUAUUCGACGAUCGAAGGUGCAAUGGAUAUUGUCUCAUCGAUGAACGCCGUUUUCUCCUGUUUCGACUUGCUUAUGGAUCAGUUUAACGUGUACAAAGUAGAAACGGUUGGUCGAGUUUAUAUGGCAGCCAGUGGAGCACCUGAUAGAACAGAAAAUCACGCGCAAAACAUCGCAGACGUUUCUCUGCAAUUACUGAAACACGUUCGAUCACUUAAGUUACCGUCUGGUGUUGAUAUACAAAUUCGUAUAGGAAUCCAUUCUGGACCAGCCGUGGCAGGUAUUGUUGGUAUUAAAGUACCUAGAUAUUGCUUCUUCGGCGAUACGGUAAAUACGGCUUCUAGAAUGCAGACAACCAGUCUGCCGGGAAAAGUGCACAUAUCAUCGGACACUAAAGCGCUGUUACCGCAGGCUCGUUACCACGUUGAAUCACGCGGAUUAGUUUGGGUCAAGGGAAAGGGUGACAUGGAAACUUAUUGGUUGUCUGAUAAAUUAGAGGCAAUCGUUAAAUCGACAGAGGAGGAAGCUACUAAAUCGGAAGGACUCUUAGUUACCGACGUUUGA
Messenger RNA from Habropoda laboriosa, 1896 nucleotides. RefSeq names its product soluble guanylate cyclase 89Da-like. Gene Ontology annotation, molecular function: heme binding; guanylate cyclase activity; oxygen sensor activity. Gene Ontology annotation, cellular component: guanylate cyclase complex, soluble. NCBI's taxonomy places the organism in Eukaryota, Metazoa, Arthropoda, Insecta, Hymenoptera, Apidae. Bases 1 to 1896 code for a protein of 631 amino acids. Gene Ontology annotation, biological process: nitric oxide-cGMP-mediated signaling; response to oxygen levels; cGMP biosynthetic process. The transcript is spliced from 13 exons. The record is from RefSeq and is a predicted model, not a curated record.